Symbiodinium sp. CCMP2592 is the source of this 2238-nucleotide messenger RNA. NCBI's taxonomy places the organism in Eukaryota, Dinophyceae, Suessiales, Symbiodiniaceae. The record is from the annotation of a GenBank genome assembly.
AUGGCCGUCGUGUCAGCUUGCAAGAGGCAGGACUGGCAACUUGCUCUCCACCUUGUGGCAUUUGAUGACCUCGGCGAUCAAAGAACUUGCCGCGAGGUCAUUUCCUGUUGCGGCCGGCUCCAACAGUGGCAUCCUGCACUACGUGUGCUGGCGGAGAUCAAAGCCGCACUGGCCGUUCCGACUGUUUACAGCUUCAGUGCAGCAAUCACUGCCUGCGGCAAGGGCCAGCAAUGGGAGGAGGCUCUGCUGCUGCUGUCUCAGAUGCCCGUCGCCAGGGCCGUGCCGAACGUAUUCAGCUUUAAUGCCGCAAUUAGUGCCUGUGAGCGGGCCCUUGUGUGGCAAUGGUCUGUCCAGUUGUUGGCAGAGAUGCCAAGCAGAAAGCUCUCACCCGACGUCAUCAGCUUCAACACCGUGUUGAAGGCUUGUGAAGUGGGUCGGAGGUGGACAACAGCUCUCGACCUUUUGUCCAUGAUGCCAGCCAUGUGGAUAGUUCCUGAUGAGAUCACCUUCAACACUUGCAUGAGUGCCUGUGAAAAAGCAAGGCAGUGGCAGCAUGCACUCUACCUCCUUGCUUCAAUGCCUGCCCGAAGAGCUGUUCCGGAUGAGAUCAGCUGUAAUGCCAGCAUCAGUGCUUGUGCCAAAGGCGGUCAAUGGCAGAUGGCUUUGGCCUUAUUCUCAGAGAUGCACUCAUUGAAACUGCCCUGCGAUGUAAUCAGCUUUAGUGCCAGCAUCAGUGCCUGUGAAAAACACGGCCUGUGGCAGUUGGCCCUUCAGAUGUUGGUGGAGAUGCCAUCAUUUGCUGUAAGGCCCAACGAGGUCACCUUCAAUUCAACUAUCAGUGCCUGCGAAAAAGCAGGGCAGUGGCAGAUGGCUCUCCGGCUGUUGCUGGACAUGCAGGUUGAAGGAGCUCUUCCUGACACGGUCAGCUUCAAUGCAGGCGUCAGCGCUUGUGCGAAAGGCCAGCAGUGGCAGAUGGCCCUGUUCCUCUUAUUCGGCAUGUUGGAAGCAGAAGUAGCUCCCAAUGAGAUCAGCUUCAACGCAGGCAUCAGUGCUUGUGAAAAGGCCGGACUCUGGCAGGCGGCUGUCGAUGUCCUGGCAGCCAUGAGACUGCAGCACUGCGUCCCAGAUGUGAUCAGUUUCAGCGCAUGCAUCGGCGCGUGUGCGGAAGAGGGCGCCUGGCAGGUGGCGCUGGCACUGCUUUCCAACAUGCCUGCAGCCAAAGUUGCACCCAACGAAGUGAGCCUCAGCUCGUUCAUCAGCACCUGCCACACCGGCGCAUGGCAGCUAGCCUUGCAAGUGAUGUUUGAAUCCUUUGCAAGGGGCUUGCCUCCUAAUGCAAUCACCUUCAACGCAGCCAUCAGUGCCUGUGAGAAGAAUGGACAGUGGCAGCAGGCCCUGUCCUUGUUGAACACGAUGCCAGAAGCCCGCGCACUCACCGACGUCAUCAGCGUAAAUGCCGCCAUCAGUGCUUGCGCCAGCAGUGGUAAGUGGCAGGUUGCCCUUCUUCUGCUGGCGAGCCUUCAGGAGGCCGCUUUCGGUUCCCCGACAGUCGUCAGCUUGAGUGCAGCCAUCAGCGCCUGUGAGAAGGGCGGCCGCUGGCAGAUGGCUCUCGAGCUCUUUUCCAGCAUGCAGAAGCAGGAAGUUCGGCCAAAUGAAAUCAGCUUCAACUCAGCCAUCAGCGCCUGCGAAAAGGAUGGGCAGUGGCAGUAUGCUCUGCUCAUUUUCUCAGAAAUGCCGGCGGCAGGUGUCGCACCCAGCGAGGUCAGCUUCAACGCAAGUAUCAGUGCUUGCGAGAAGGGGUGGCGCUGGGAGAUGGCCUUGUAUGUUCUUUCGCAGAUGCCAACUUUUGGAAUCGAACCCAACGAAAUCAGUUUUAGUGCGGGCAUCAGUGCCUGCGAAAAGAGCGGCCACUGGCAGAUGGCCCUAUUUCUACUGUCGACGAUGAGAUCCCUGAGAGUUGGGCCAAGCCGAGUCAGUUUUAGUGCAGGCAUCAGUGCAUGCGAGGAAGGAGGUCAGUGGAGAAUGGCUCUUCAUGUGCUGUCACAGUUGCAUUCCGCCAGCGCAAUUCCCGACGAAGUGAGCGUCGGCGCAGGGAUCAGCGGCUGUGAGAAGGGCUCCCAGUGGCAGAUGGCAGCGAAGCUGCUGUUUGAUAUGCCGGCAACGAGGCUCUGGCCGAAUGAGGUCUGCUUUAGUGCUGCUAUCGGCGCCUGUGACAGGGCUGUCGCAGAAGUCGCAUGA